UUCUGAGCUCAGAAUUACAGAUUCAAACCAGUCUUUCUUAGCUAAAUUCAGCGAGAGCCCUAGGAAAAAAAAUAGUGAAUACUUCUCUCUCGUGCUCGACAUUCCUCAGCUAUAAAUUCUUCGUCUCUUGGAGAUAGUUUGCCUCCAGGAAGCUUCGUAGCAAGUUCUGAUCUGUAGGGCGAUGACCUGCCAUGGUUUCUGACUGUGUGUGUUGAAACUGUUGGGGCGUUGGUUUUUUCGUAAUUAAUGAAAAGUUUGAGAAGUAUGGGAGGAGAGAAGAGAAGUUUCGAACGGGGUGAGGAAGAUGAAGACGAAGCUUCCCGGGCUAAGAAGCCAAGGGUGCCAGCUCUUGCUAGUGUCAUUGUGGAAGCUCUAAAGGUGGAUAGUUUGCAAAGGCUUUGCUCAUCUUUGGAGCCUCUGUUCCGCAGAAUUGUAAGUGAAGAAAUUGAGCGUGCUUUGACAAAAUUAGGUCAUGCAAAGCUGGCAGGAAGGUCUCCUCCACAAACAAUAGAAGGCCCUGAAGAAAGGAAGCUACAACUUCAUUUCAGAACAAGGUUGCCACCACACCUAUUCACUGGUGGAAAGGUUGAAGGAGAGCAGGGUGCAGCCAUCCAUGUUGUAUUGAUUGAUGGCAACACGGGCUUUGUUGUACCAGAGGGACCAGAAUCAGCAGCAAAGGUAAAUGUUGUGGUACUUGAAGGUGACUUCAAUGAUGAAGCUGAUGAAGAGUGGACCAAAGAACACUUUGAAAGUUAUGAAGUGAGGGAACGUGAAGGGAAGAGGCCUCUUUUGACUGGUGAUUUGCAAGUGACUCUUAAGCAAGGAGUUGGAACCCUCGGGGAUCUAACAUUUACUGACAAUUCUAGCUGGAUAAGGAGCAGAAAGUUUCGAAUUGGUGUGAAGGUUGCUCCUGGAUAUUGUGAUGGCAUUCGGGUUCGUGAGGCGAAAACAGAGGCUUUUGCCGUUAAAGAUCAUAGAGGAGAAUUGUACAAGAAGCAUUACCCGCCUGCUUUACAUGAUGAGGUUUGGAGAUUAGAUAGAAUAGCAAAGGAUGGAGCACUGCAUAAAAAGCUGAUGACAGCUGAAAUAUUAACCGUUGAGGAUUUUCUUCGGCUUCUUGUUAGGGAUCCACAGAGAUUAAGAAGUAUCCUUGGGAGUGGAAUGUCCAAUAGGAUGUGGGAGAAUACCAUGGAACAUGCCAAGACAUGUGUCUUGAAUGGGAAGCUCUAUGUUUACUACACUGAUGAAACCCAUAGCACUGGUGUUGUCUUCAACAGUAUCUAUACACUCAGUGGGCUUAUUGCAGAUGCGCAGUUCUUCUCUGUGGAAUCACUUUCCCAUGAUCAAAAGAUCUCAGUUGAUUCAUUGGUGAAGACAGCCUAUGAGAACUGGAAUUAUGUCAUAGAAUAUGAUGGAAAAGUCCUGCUGAAUUCCCUAAACGGCAGCAGAGGAGCUGAAGCCGCAGCUCUAGCUGGAACUAACAACCACCCUCUUGUAGAUAACUACAUUUUGGGUUCCGCAUGUGCACAGAAUCAUGCUCCAUCUGCUCAGCAUUUCCAAAAUGACAACAUUCAACCCUCUGGCCAUCAACUGAUUGAAUUCCCAUAUGGAAGAUCAGAUCCUACAGUGGGCCUAACACUCACAACCCCUCAACCAUCAUUUACUGGCAACAUAGAUUAUUCCUCUGUUGGAGCAUCAUCACUUGGAGGUUCUUAUCUAUCAGGAGAUUUUGUUCAUCCUCACGAAGGACAGGGUCUGGAAGAUUUCUUGUCUGAAGAAAUCCGGCUGAGGAGUUCACAGAUGUUGGAGAAUGAUGACAUGCAGCGGUUGCUUAGGACAUUCAAUACGGAGGUUGAUGUUGGGGUAGGAACUGCUUUUGUUCAUUCAGAUGAGGCUUGCUAUUCCUAUGAUGCUCCAUAUGAACCUCGGAGAGAAUUUGAACAACAACAGAGUCGGAGCUCUGGGAAGGCUGUUGUAGGCUGGCUUAAGCUAAAAGCUGCAUUGAGGUGGGGGAUAUUUAUAAGAAAAAGGGCAGCAGAGAGGAGAGCACAGCUAGUCGAGUUAGACUGAAUGGAAACCUUGAUAGGGCUAAUUGUCAAUUCUACUGAAAAACUUCAAAUAGAAUGUACAUAAACAAAAGGCAGGGGGAAGGAGAAUGCCAGGAGUCUCAGGGUGGGUGUGUAUGGCCUUGAUGUUAUAUGUAUCAUAUUAAUGGAAAACUUGCUCAAGUUUGUUGUAUUUCUGAUUCUUAUCAUACUUGCUCCAAAUUGUUUCUCAAUUUUUAUUCUCUUUGUUCUC
Molecule: messenger RNA, 2298 nt
Organism: Nelumbo nucifera (sacred lotus)
Lineage: Eukaryota; Viridiplantae; Streptophyta; Magnoliopsida; Proteales; Nelumbonaceae
Product: calmodulin-binding protein 60 E
Biological process (GO): regulation of salicylic acid biosynthetic process
Cellular component (GO): nucleus
Molecular function (GO): DNA-binding transcription factor activity; sequence-specific DNA binding; calmodulin binding
Source: RefSeq, a predicted model, not a curated record